UUGCUUUCACGCACUUACAGAAAGUCUGCAGUCACUUACAGUUAACACACAACGCAUCAGUCCAGCGCAGGACGCGCAGCUGUCAGACGCGUAAUUGCGCGGAACAUCAGUUCCGAUAAAUCACGCCAAACAGUCCAAUCCGCCGGAACUCACCAUACAGCCAGGCGGUCUUUGGGGUAGUUGAGGCGGUCGAUGGCUCCGAGGACGUGCGGCAGAGAGUGCGCCGAGUUGCGGCAGACCAGCGCGAGCAGCACCCGCGGCGCGAGCAACGCGGACUCCGGGCUCCAGCGCUCCUCCGGGAAAUAACCGCGCGCCGGACCGAUCCAGAGCAGCAGGACAAAGAAACACAGCAGAUGCAUGGCUGGAGAACGAGGAAAACUGAGAAAAAGCGGAAGAUCGGGCAGGAAAGCGGAACGGCGAGACUGAUCGCGGCGCGCUGACGCGAACAGUGACCCCCGGCGACUUAUUGCCAACCGACAGAAAAGCGGAGCGACUCUAGGUGGUCCCGGGAGCAGAUUUAAAGGGAAGGGCUUCUUACUAAAAAGAGAAAAAGGUUGUUGUGCAAAAAAAAAAAAAAGUCAGAAAAAUACACUGCCUUCAAUCAUCUGGUAAAUGACGGAGAGAUUAUAAUAUAUGGUAAUUAAACUCUAUAGACUGCAAUUAAACUCUAUAAACGGAUGUGUUCGCCUUUAAUUUCGCGGCGACCCCUUUAAGAAAAGCAGCUGUGCUCGGUUGGAAUCUGCUAGAAAGUUUGUGGGCGUGGCUAACGCACUCACAUGAGCGUACUACAGUAGUCUCGUGAGCAGACCAGAAGAGUAUACAUGCACAGUUAUUAAAACAGUAGAGAGGGACAAACGGUGCUUCUGAAACACAACCGGGUCACAGUUUUGAAGCGCUCGCCGAGGACAUCUGCUGGUCACAGUCAUAGCCUAAAUGCAAAGAGUCCAAAUCAGCUAUACAUUUUUUUAAUGCACAAUAUGAUACGCAAAUAUAAUGUAAUACUAAAAAUAAUAACUCUACCCCUAAUCGUAACUGUCACACAAACCUGUUGACAUUUUGUUUUUUACUCUUAUUUUAAAUGGUCUUAUUGUAAAACAAUAAAAAAAUAUGUGUGUAGGAAUGUUACUAAUACGUUGUCAGUAUAAACUAGGUGUUUUUCAUGCUUUUGCAGCUUUGCAUGUGAAUCAGAGCGGUUCAUCAGCGCCCCCUGUUGUUUGGGUAUAUUAACGCUUUAGUGAUUCUUUCCGACCUUCUUUUUCUUCCAAUGAAAGUUUGACAUGUCAUUUCCUCAUACAGAGGCUGUACUAAGACUGGGAAGUGUUUAUUUUGGACGUCUAAAGUCAGAUUUGUUCUGAGUUAGUUUCAUCUCUUCUGUCUCUAAAUGGCUCUUGAGGAUGAGCUGUCGUGUCCCGUGUGCACUGAACUCUUCAGAGAUCCGGUGUUAUUGAGCUGUGGACACAGUUUCUGCCGGCAGUGCAUUAAUGCUCACUGGACCUCCAGCAGCUCCAGAAACUGUCCCGUCUGUCGACAGGUGUCUCCGCAGGAACCGGUGUCCAACCUGAGCUUGAGGAACACCUGUGAGGCUUUCCUGAGAGAGAAAAACAAGAAGGAGCAGAAGGAUGGAGAGCACGAGUGUCUGAUACACGGAGAGAAAAUCGAGCUGUUCUGUCAAACUGAUGAAGAGGCUAUAUGUGCAACGUGUAAGGAACAUGAGCACAGAUGGCACAAAACGCAAAAGCUACAGCAGGCCGUGCGACAACGCAGGGGGAAGCUGAAGACAGCUCUUCGUUCAGCUGAGAAGUCUUUGGUCUCAUUCAAGAAAGGUACAGCACGGGACCCCAAAAUCUCCAGGUACAUUCAGUUUCAAGCUCAGCAUACAGAGAGAAAAAUCAGAGUGGAGUUUGGGACACUGCAUCAGUUCCUCAGAAAAGAGGAGGAGAGCAGGAUAGCGGCUCUAAAUGAAGAGGAGAAAGAAAAGAGAGGGAAGAUGGAAAGAAUAAUACAAGGAGGAAUAUUGUCUCUCUCUGACAGAGUCAAAGAACUGGAAGAAGGAAUUGAGGAUGAUGACGUCACCUUUCUGCAGAAUUAUCAUGGAAUUAUGGACAGGACUGACUACACACUGCCAGAUCAGGAGCUGAGUUCAGAAACUCUUAUCGAUGUUCCCAAACAUCUGGGGAACUUGAAGUACCAAGUGUGGGAGAAGAUGAAGGACAUCUGCUCUUACUACCCUGUGAUCCUGAAUCCAAACGCUGCUCCACCAGACAUCUCUGUGUCAGAUGACCUGACCUCUGUGACCUCAUGUGUUCAUCAGCAGGACGAGCCCAACCCUCUUCAUCUGCACAGGAACCGUAUGGUGCUGGGCAGUGUGGGAUACGCUGAUGGUGUUCACGCGUGGGACAUUGAGGUGGGAGACAGUCACCACUGGAGUCUUGGAGUGUGUUUUGGAUUGGAGGGAAAACCUACUACACAACCUUUGACCCCUGAAAACAGCUUCUGGGGUCUCAGACGCGACGGAGACUCGUAUGAAUUGAUGACCGCUGGGAUGUCGAGAUUAAAUACCAGUUUACAUCCAGUGGUAGUGAGAGUAAAGCUUGUGUAUUGUUAUGAGUAUCUUCAAGACACGAUGCAGCUGAAACGCUGGAGGAAGGUGAGCUUUUCUGAUGCUAGCAGCGAUUCAUUAAUUGCAGAAUUUGCUAGAGUGCCACUGGAGAAGAAACUCUUUCCCUUUGUGAUCCCAGAAGAUCAGGCCGUCCCGCUGCGUUUCGUCCCAGCUAACGUUACUCUAACUGUUGAACAGAAAACAUCAUUGCUGGAGAGAAAUCGAGUCUCUUUUCUCUUUGUCUGUUUUAUUUCUUUCAUGUUUAUAUUGGUGAUUCUGUUAGGAAAGAGUGACCGACAGGGCAGGUGAAAAGUAAAUGUCUGUUUAAUUACCGUAAUGGUCUGUUAUAAUGGUUCAGUCAGCUAAAGCAGACUUCUGAGCAAAACUAAACGAUCUAGCAUCACUGCACUAUAAUGUGAAUAUAAUGGAGCCCACGUCCAUGAUGAUAAUAAUGCACAGCGCACACUUGACAGUUUCUGUUCAACAGUUUCUUGUAAUUUUUGUGAAAGACAGUUUUACAGCACUGGUUUAUUAUUGUAGUAGAAUGAUUUCAGAAAUGUAUCAAUCCUUUAUCAUCCUCUCAAUAUCCUGUAGCAGCACAGUAUUGUUGUGAUGUAUCAUGUGACUCAUCUUUGCUUCUAGUAGCGCCAGUAUCCUGGUUUAUGUGUGUAAAUAUCAUGUUUGACCAGGUUUUCUGUCUCCAGUCUGUUUCCAUUCGGUCUGCCUUUUGCCAAUAGAAUGGUGUGCAUUUUAACAUCAUUUCCACAAAGGAUGCAAGUUACAGUGAAAUGAAAGAACAGGUAAUAACGUAAUGAGAGCACACUGGGCUUAUAAGCUUUGACAAUGACAGUAACAUCAAUCAAGAAAAAACAAAUCAAAUCACUGUUGAUUUUUCUGAGUCAGAGAUGCAGUUGUAGCCUAAACAGUCUAUUUGAGUAUUUAACAUUUUAAAUGGUCUACAUGCCUGCAGUGGACAGAUGCCAUGUUUUUGCCUUAGAUAACGAUUCUAAGAUUUGCUUAGAGCUUUU
Messenger RNA from Sinocyclocheilus grahami, 3627 nucleotides. Its product is annotated as tripartite motif-containing protein 35-like. Gene Ontology annotation, biological process: protein ubiquitination. Bases 1382 to 2908 code for a protein of 508 amino acids. Lineage: Eukaryota; Metazoa; Chordata; Actinopteri; Cypriniformes; Cyprinidae. Gene Ontology annotation, molecular function: ubiquitin-protein transferase activity; zinc ion binding. The transcript is spliced from 6 exons. The record is from RefSeq and is a predicted model, not a curated record.